Molecule: messenger RNA, 1860 nt
Organism: Pseudozyma hubeiensis SY62
Lineage: Eukaryota; Fungi; Basidiomycota; Ustilaginomycetes; Ustilaginales; Ustilaginaceae
Exons: 1
Coding region: 1-1860 (619 amino acids)
Source: RefSeq, a predicted model, not a curated record
AUGGACGCCUUUGAUGGAGAUUCCGAUCUCUCCGACGUCUCAGCUCCUCCCACUCCCGGCCCAGCUGCCACGCCUCGCGCUGUUUCACCCGAAGCACCACCACCAGCAGUCUCAAAGAGUCCUCCCCCGCCUCCGACCACCGCAAGACGCGCCUCCAAACGCGUCACCGACGCUUCGACAGUUACCAACUCGACCCAGAUCAAACAGGACCCGGCAUCGAGCAGCAACAGACCCGAACCUUCCACAUCGACACCAGCUUCUGCACGACGAGCUUCGACACGAGACCGCAAGCCACCCGCAAAACUUCGAUCUCCCUCCCCCUCGGCAGCAGAUGAGAAGUCGUCUCCAGCCACCAAGCCUGCCGCUGCUGCAGAGGAGCCGCCAAAGUCGAAGAUCAAAGUCAAGCUCAGCAGGAAGUCUAAACAACCCACGGAUGCAGAUGCGGCGAGCGACAGUGGACCUUCGCGAGGCGUCACACCUCAACCGGGUUCUGCGACGAAGGUGACGCUCAAGGUGGGCGGCCGGGGCCGUGAGCAGAAGAAGCUGGCUGAUGAUCUGCGUGAUCUGGCGGACGAGGAGGAGGAUGGCGCGAGUGAUGGUGAUGCUGCGAUGAAGGAUGACGCUCAGUUUGGAGAUGACUUUGAUCCGGAGCAAGGGAAGAGGGUAACGAAGAAGAAUGUCGCGACUGGGAAGAGGGAUAGAGCUGCGAGGAGCAAGGCCGAAGGAAGGCGGAGGGCGGUCAUCGCGGAUGAUCAGGAUGAAGAUGUGGCGGGUGCUGUCGAUACGUCGGCGGCACCGCAGAGGAAGCGAGCCAAGCUGGAGGAUGAUGGCGGCCGCCAAGAGAACAGCAAGAAUCAAGCUCAGCACGGACGCAGAGGGAAGAGCAAGAGGAAGACAGUGGAGUACAGCGACGACAGCGAUGAGGAGAUGGUGGAUGCUGCUUCUGACGAGGACGACCUCUUGGACGACAGCGACGAUGCAUUCGAUCAGGAGGACGAGGGCCCGAGAAAGGGCGGGAAGGCAACGCGAAAGGGCCGAGCUUCAGCAACGGUCGGUGCAAAGAAGGCAGGUGGUCGGGCUCCUGCUGCUUCGUUGGCAUCAAGAGCAGCAACAGGCAGCAAGAAAGCCGGAGCAGCCGCAUCUAGCUCAGCAGCUAUAAGCACCGCUGGUGGUGGCAAGGCAAUGUCAGCCGAAGCCAAGAUGCGAGCGUCGAUCGACGCCGCUGUGAACAAAUCGAUCAAGCCGUCUGCCGGCGCUGCUACCAAACUCAACCCGCAAGCAUCUGCGUUCCGUCCCGGUAGCAUCAACGCGCUGAAACCGGGACCUGGAGGCGCGUCCACCCCCACAGGCGCUGGUCGACUCGCCGGCGCAUCAUCUUCGUCCGCCACCGCCGCACCAGGUGUCAAGCGUACGCCUUCUACAAGCGGCAAACCCGCUUUUGGCAAAAGUAUGUCUGGCUGGGACCAACUCUUCGGCGGCAUCUCCGGUCGAUCCACCUCCUCUUCCACCACUUCGACGCCGAACAAAUCCACCCCGACCAAACCCGGCACCACCGGCGCGACGACCCGCAAACCGACCACACCCGCCUCAGCCACGGGCGUCCGACCGGAUCCGCGACUCGAAGCUGCUUCGCCCGCACAGGUGCAGCAGAUGCGAGCGGCGGCGAGCGAGGAGUACCUCAACACGGACGAGUGCUUCGAUCUGCUGGCGCACGCGGAUAUCAUGCUGGCGUUCGAGAGGUCGAUGUACUUGGAGGAUCGGAAGUUGGCGGGGAGGUUGAGGCCGGUGAAUUUCAAGGCGGGGAGCGUGAUCCAGUCGAAGGCGAAGGAGAGGGUGGGGGAGAGCGUUGAUGUCAAGUGA